AGCGAAGAUGAAUUAUUAUGAAGCAACAAGAUAGUAGUCUUUGCCUUUAUAAUUGUCCUUACUGCAUAUGGGCCCUAUGGAAGUACCGUAAUUGUUUUCUGUUUGUAGGAGAUGCAUUUGCAAAUGUUGUCCGACAUCUCUCUCUACCUUCAGCUUCACCAUGUUGCCACGAUCAAACAAGCAAGAAACAAAGAUUAUGGAUCCAGAGACUUGGGAAAAUGACAGCAACCGUGGGCUGAGGAUAACAACCUGGAAUGGUGAGUGCGUCUAGUGGUAACGUGAUUAGGAUUUACUAACACAAGGACAGUUAAUGGUAUCAGGUUGGUGAUAUGCAGUUCCAGAAAACGGCAAAUACCAAUGCUGUUUACCUUGGCGCUUGAAACUAAUGUAGACUGGGUAGGAAUCCCUUUAGCUACCAGCCAUGGUGUGAGAAGAGAACAUUUUCUGUGAGCAGUCACAUAUGACAACCAUUGUGGAAAUGUAAUCUGACUCAUAUACAAGACGAUGUUUGAUAUCCUCGAAACUGAUAUUUUGGUGAUGCAAGAGACUAAAAUCCAGAGGAAAGAUCUCAGAGAUGAUAUGGUCUUGGUACCAGGCUGGGAUGUCUUCUUUAGCCUUCCAAAGCACAAGAAAGGUAUGCUAUUCUUAUUGUUCCUUGAAUUCAGAGCUAACGCUGGAAUUAAGGAUAUUCUGGUGUUGCCGUAUAUACAAGAAAUUCAGCGUGCGCUCCAAUACGUGCUGAAGAGGGUAUUACGGGUGUUCUAACCCCUCCAAAUUCUACAACCAGCUUCCGUGACCUUCCCAAGGAUCAGCAGAUUGGGGGAUAUCCCACGAACGCUCAACUUCAGGACUACUCCCUCGACGCCAUGACCCUGGACUCUGAAGGGAGAUGUGUUAUUUUGGAGUUUCCGGCGUUUAUCCUUAUUGGUCUGUAUUGUCCUGCGAACCGCGACGAAACUCGUGAUGAAUUUCGGCUUGCCUUCCUAAACGCCCUCGAUACACGGAUUCGGAAUCUUGUGGCUCUUGGGAAAAGUGUCUUAUUAACUGGAGACCUCAACAUCAUCGGAGAUGAGAUCGACACAGCCAACUUAGAGGAGCAACUAAAGAAACAGGGAUUAACGCUGGACGAAUAUAUAUCAACUCCUGCACGCCGUCUGUUCAAUCAUCUCUUAAUUGGGGGAAAAGUGGUUGGGGGAAGAGAUGAAGGAAGAGAGCCACAAAUCAUGUGGGAUGUAUGUCGCGGCUUUCAUCCUGCACGAAAGAAGAUGUUCACAUGCUGGGAACAGAAGAAAAAUGCCAGACCUGGGAAUUUCGGCUCAAGGAUCGAUUAUAUUCUUUGCAGCGAGGACAGGAAAGAAUGGUUCCAGGAGUCAAAUAUUCAGGAGGGACUCAUGGGAUCGGAUCAUUGUCCUGUUUUUGCCACCUUGAAGCCUAGAGUGAAGUUAGAUGGUGUCGAGGUCGAUAUUCGUGACGUGAUGAGCAAGGACAUGUUCAAGAAUGGAGUCAGGGUGCGGGAAUGGUCGAUAAAGGAUUUGCUACCCACGUCUGCUAAGCUAAUCACAGAAUUCGAUCGACGUCAGAGUAUUCGUGAUAUGUUCACAAGGAAUCUAACUGACUCUAUGACUGCUGAGUUGCCUUCGACUGCGUCAGAGUUCCAAAAUGGGUUGGAGGAGUUGGCACAAAAAGAUGCAACACCCAGCUCACAUCAGAGUGCCAAAUCACUUGAAGUAUCCUCUACUAAAACGGAUUUUCCAUUAGAGCCAUCCAUAUCAUCAUCGUCGUCUGUUCCAGUCAAGCGGUCCUCCGAUGCAUUGCCACCAAUAUCACAACCAUCCAAACGCAGUAAGACAGAAGGCAAAACAAGCAAAGCAUCUUCUAGCGGAAAAUUGACCAAAGGACAACCGGGAAAAGGACAAAGUAGUUUAAUGGGGUUCUUUAAGCCUAAGACACCGCCAGCAGCACAGACACUUCCGCCAUCGACGAGUAACCCUGCCACGGUAACGCCUGCAACUUUAAAAUCAUCAGCAGUUCGCGGAUGCUCCGUUAGUUCUAGCACGGAGAAUAGGUCUUUGGAGACCGCAGAAUGCGCAAAUAGCGACGAAGAAAUUAGAAACUCGCUUAUGUUACCACAAGAUACAGAAGUACACGAUCCCAUAGUAGCGAAGGAAUCUUGGUCAAAGCUGUUAACGAGACGCAUUCCCCCCAGAUGUGAGCAUAAUGAGCCAUGUAUUAGCCAUAUAACGAAAAAGCAAGGCAUGAACCGUGGCAGGUCCUUCUACAUGUGUCCUCGACCUCUGGGACCAUCAGGUCAGCAAGAGAAGAAUACAGAAUGGCGCUGUAGUACAUUUAUUUGGAGUAGUGAGUGGAAUGGGAAGGAAAGCUGAGGCUGGAAACAACGCAGAAGACAAAAAGUAGCACCUGGGAUUGGGGCAAGAAGUGUAUACCUAUCUAUCUUGUCGACGGCAUGAUGACAUAUUUUCAAACAUGCACACACAUCGACAUACAAUUACCUCAAUACCUACAUUUUUAUUGCUCACGUAAUCGCAACUGGGAAGCAGGAAGUAGGAAUCGUAUACCCUCCCUCCCCUAACCAGCAACAGCAAUCAAAAGCCAUUCAUGUCACAUACAUCCAUCUACAUCCCAUGACCAACUCUACCGCAUCACCUUUACAAGAGUAAUCUUAAUUUCCCAGCCCCCUCUCAACCUCGCCUUUUCGGCCUUUGACAAGCCGAGCCCGCAUCGUCGCCGCUUAGGGGAAAAAGAAACUUGCUUCUCAAUAUUGACCACGAACAAGAUUCACCCUAAUGGGGGACAACGACCAGCCGCCUGAUUUUUAGAUUGUAGCUGAAGCAAGCAAGAAAAUUUUCACGCUCGAUUUCAAAGAUUUGAGAUUUUGAAAUGAAUCAAGGGAAUGAUUAUGGCUGCGAUAAAGGUGAAGAGGAAGAUGCUGCGUUUUGGGGGAUGAUAAAUUCUUGUCAGCAAAGGCACUCGGAGAAAAAAAGAAAUAGAUGUCAUAGUUACAAUGGUCACAAUGUAGGCAGUAACUAGAGAGUAUUAUGAAGUGUAAAAGUUCUAUUCUUUUGUAAUAUAAAACGUGUG
Molecule: messenger RNA, 3099 nt
Organism: Sclerotinia trifoliorum
Lineage: Eukaryota; Fungi; Ascomycota; Leotiomycetes; Helotiales; Sclerotiniaceae
Source: the annotation of a GenBank genome assembly